UUAUCUUUUCCUAUCUAUUUUUCCAUUUCUCAAUCUCACCAGGAGGAACCAAAAUUCCUUUCAAAGGAACUGAUCUCUUCCCAAAGUCUAGAAUGUCAAGAACAAGCAAGCGAGUGAGUUUCAGUCCUGAUGUCAACGAAAGGCCAACGAUCUUUCUGAAACAUGGAGGCAGUGGCAGAACAAGAGGUAACAGAAGAAGGGUCGUUGUUGGGAUUUUUUCGUUUAGGCUUAUCGAAAGCUCAAGAAUUUCACCAGCAAGAUUGUUGAGGCGUAUUGGAGCUAAAUUUGCAACAGCGUUGCGUUUUGUAUCCAUUCGACAGAACUCUUCGCAUAGGGUUUCUUCUUCCAAUCUGCCAAGGUCACGAUCUCUGGCUGAAUCUAUUGACUCUCAUCGUGCUGAAGCUAUAGAAGAUUGCAUCGAGUUCCUGAAUUCUUCUUCAUCUUUGUCAAGAUCAAACUCGGUUUCUACAUGUUCUUGCUAGAAUUGGAAUCCUGGGAAAGAAAAUAUGUAAAUGAAAGGGAAAACAAAAGGUAUUAUAUAUAACUCAUUGAUCAUUUAAUUUCCACUAUUACAUGUAGAAAAAUACAUGCGGAA
Messenger RNA from Durio zibethinus, 595 nucleotides. Its product is annotated as josephin-like protein. NCBI's taxonomy places the organism in Eukaryota, Viridiplantae, Streptophyta, Magnoliopsida, Malvales, Malvaceae. The record is from RefSeq and is a predicted model, not a curated record.